GGGACCACCCGGCCAGCUGGCCAGCCAGCCUGCGGAGACUCCCCGGUUAGCUCGCCCGGCUGGGGCUAGGGGCUGCAGCCCGGGCGGACCGGCGGGCGCCGAGGGCGGCCGCGGGCGUGUCGCAGAGAAUGAUGCAGCUGGCAGAGUAGGCGGAGGUGCUCUCGGGAGGCUGGGCGCGGGCCAGGCGGCUCCCCAGGCUCCGCAGUGCCGCCGCCGCUGCUGUCGCCCAGGAGGCUGGGCGCGGGAGCCAUGUAACCCUGCGGCGGGCUCCGGGCAGCUCCGUCCUUCCCCAGCUCCCGGGCUAGCGCGGCAGCGGGGCCACGAUGAAGAAGCAGUUUAACCGCAUGCGCCAGCUGGCCAACCAGACGGUGGGCAGGGCAGAAAAGACUGAGGUUCUGAGCGAAGACCUUCUCCAGGUGGAGAAGCGCCUGGAACUGGUGAAACAAGUGUCCCACAGCACACACAAGAAGCUCACCGCGUGUCUGCAGGGCCAGCAGGGAGCAGAGGCCGACAAGCGCUCAAAAAAGUUGCCUUUGACGACACUGGCUCAGUGCUUGAUGGAGGGGUCUGCCAUCCUGGGAGAUGAUACACUUCUUGGGAAGAUGCUGAAGCUCUGUGGAGAGACAGAGGACAAGCUAGCUCAGGAACUGAUCCACUUUGAGCUGCAAGUGGAGAGGGAUGUGAUUGAGCCCCUGUUCCUGCUGGCGGAGGUGGAAAUUCCAAAUAUUCAAAAGCAAAGGAAACAUUUAGCAAAGCUGGUGCUGGACAUGGAUUCUUCACGGACCAGGUGGCAGCAGACUUCCAAGUCUUCAGGGCUUUCCAGCAGCCUUCAGCCCGCGGGUGCCAAAGCCGAUGCCCUCAGGGAGGAGAUGGAGGAGGCUGCCAACAGAGUGGAAAUUUGCCGGGACCAGCUCUCUGCUGACAUGUACAGUUUUGUGGCCAAAGAAAUUGACUAUGCAAACUACUUUCAAACGCUCAUAGAAGUGCAAGCUGAGUACCAUAGGAAGUCCUUGACACUGCUACAGGCUGUGUUGCCUCAGAUCAAAGCGCAGCAGGAGGCCUGGGUGGAGAAACCUUCCUUUGGGAAGCCCCUGGAGGAGCACCUCAUGAUCAGUGGCCGUGAGAUUGCCUUCCCUAUAGAGGCGUGUGUAACGAUGCUGCUGGAGUGUGGGAUGCAGGAGGAGGGCCUCUUCCGGGUAGCCCCCUCAGCCUCCAAGCUGAAGAAGCUGAAAGCUGCUCUGGACUGCUGUGUGGUGGAUGUGCAGGAGUAUUCGGCAGACCCCCAUGCCAUUGCAGGGGCUUUGAAGUCUUAUCUUCGGGAGUUGCCAGAGCCUCUUAUGACCUUUGAACUCUAUGAUGAAUGGAUCCAGGCUUCCAAUAUUCAGGAGCAAGACAAGAGACUCCAGGCUCUCUGGAAUGCUUCUGAGAAGUUGCCCAAGGCCAAUCAUAACAACAUCCGGUACUUGAUCAAAUUUUUAUCCAAACUGUCUGAAUAUCAGGAUGUAAACAAGAUGACUCCUAGUAACAUGGCAAUUGUCCUGGGACCCAACCUCCUGUGGCCACAAUCAGAGGGGAACAUCACCGAGAUGAUGACCACGGUUUCACUGCAGAUUGUCGGAAUCAUCGAGCCCAUCAUCCAGCACGCAGACUGGUUCUUCCCUGGGGAGAUAGAGUUCAAUAUCACAGGCAGUUACGGGAGUCCGGUCCACGUGAACCACAACGCCAACUACAGCUCAAUGCCCUCCCCAGACAUGGACCCUGCUGACCGGCGCCAGCCAGAGCAGGCCCGCCGGCCCCUCAGUGUUGCUACCGACAACAUGAUGCUGGAGUUUUACAAGAAGGAUGGCCUUAGGAAAAUCCAAAGCAUGGGUGUGAGGGUCAUGGACACAUCUUGGGUGGCUCGAAGAGGCUCCUCUGCUGGUCGGAAAGCAUCCUGCGCCCCGCCUUCCAUGCAGCCUCCCGCCCCACCCUCCGAGCUGGCUGCGCCCCUGCCAUCACCCCUGCCGGAGCAGGUCCCAGACAGCCCUGCCACUCCAGCUCCUACACUCUCUCCAUCAGGUGCCAGCCUGCAGCCCACCCCUGAGCGCCCCAGUGUGUCCAAAAGCAAGGAGCUGUCUCCAGGGUCUGGGCAGAAAGGAAGUCCAGGUUCUAUCCAGGGGACAGCCUGUCCAGGGACGCAACUGGGGCCACAGCCGGCUGCCAGCCCCAGCCAGCUUCCUGCAGACCAGAGUCCUCACACCCUCCGGAAAGUUUCAAAGAAGUUGGCACCCAUUCCUCCCAAGGUCCCCUUUGGGCAGCCAGGGACUGUUUCCGACCAGCCCACUGGCCAGCCCUCCCCCGUCAGCCUGUCUCCUACUCCACCGAGCACUCCAUCACCCUACGGACUGAGCUACCCUCCAGGGUACUCCUUGGCCUCUGGCCAGCUUUCUCCUGCCUCAGCCCCUCCCCUAGCCUCUCCCUCUGUCUUCACAAGCACUUUAGCCAAGUCUCGGCCCACCCCUAAACCCCGACAGAGGCCCACCCUGCCACCUCCUCAGCCGCCCAGUGUCAGCCUGUCGGCCUCGAGUCCACAGUCCACGGAGAACCCCAUGCUAGACGGCAUGUCACCAGGGGAAAGCAUGUCUACAGAUCUUGUCCACUUUGAUGUCCCCUCCAUCCACAUAGAGCUGGGGUCAACGCUCCGCCUGAGCCCCCUGGAACACGCACGGCGGCACUCGGUGACUGACAAGAGGGACUCGGAAGAAGAGUCUGAGAGCACAGCUCUUUGAUGUGGCCCACCCUGACACGUGUACAUACAUCCAUGGGCCUCCAGACACCACCCAGAGCAGCGCCCCUCGCCUGCCAAGGAUUUCCCAUCAGCCCUUUGCUGUCAUGUCCAACACCAGGGUGGAGAUGGGCAGAGGAAAAGAGCCCUCCCGUCCAUGUGGCGAGUGUUGGUGGUGCAGAUUAUGUUUGUUCGUUUGGGGUGAGGAUUCCAGCCUUUUGUUUGACCUUUGCCUUUUGACUUUGUGCCUAUUUUGAUCCAUCUUUGGCCUCUAUGGCAAGCAGCAUCCACCUCUCCACUCAAGGGCUUGCCAGGACAGCCUUUGCAGUAUGAGGGUGCAAGAGAAGGUCCAGCUACUGCCUUGACUGGGACAUCAGGUCCUCCAGCAUUACCAUAAGAGCCAGAGGGGAAGCAGGACAGGUGGAGAGACUUCCACAGGGCAAGAGAAGUCCUGGGCACUGUCUGUCCUCUGCCUGCUGCCAGGGUCCUGGCCAACCAGAAAGACCUUUUAGGCUACCCUCAAUCACAGCUCCAAAUUAAACAGCUUAACACAUCUACGUCUGACAGCUUUAUUUCCCCCACAUUGAUGGAAGGCUCCCUUUACUUCAUAUUGGCAUUUCUGAAUUGAGGAUUUGAACACAGACCCUAUUUGGGUCUCCAUGUUCUCCACACACUUUAGGUAUCUGAGAGUGACUUUCCCAUCCAGGCACCCAGCUUAGUAGGUAUGUGGGGCCUGGCGCUCCUCUUCUGGGGGUUGCAGCUGACUAGCAAUAAUUCUGUUCCCUAGAGCAGAGAGGGAGUGGUACUGGCUACCCGGCCGGCCCACGGUGUGGACUGCUUUGCACACCAGCAGACCCUGCUCAUCCUUCUCACCACGCCCCAUCCAGCCCUUGGGCAGGGGCACAGGGAGCCUGUUCACACUUUGGGAUUAAGGAAAUAAAACAGAUCUGGGCCAUGCAUGCAAAGUCCAAGUUUAAAGUUUGAUCCUUUGAAAAUAGAUAUACCUAUACAUGAUAUAUUUGUAUAUACGAAAUCUAUAUUUGUUUAAUUUGAGCCAUUCAAUCGAAACCAAUGUACAGGUGUACAAUGAAAACUUCUAAAAGCUUAGUUAUUUUUCCCAGCAGUGUAAACUCACCCUUCUCCGAGAGUGGGAUCUGCAGACUUUUGACGUUACAGCUUUGCUCACUUCCUGGCAAGGGCGGUCCAAUCCCCAAUUUGUAACGGAGCCUGGGGGUUGAAGGUUAUCUUUAAAUACAUGUACAAAUUGUUGUCAAGAGUAAUGUUAUUAAAAUAGAUUUAUUAUCCCUGA
Molecule: messenger RNA, 4073 nt
Organism: Onychomys torridus (southern grasshopper mouse)
Lineage: Eukaryota; Metazoa; Chordata; Mammalia; Rodentia; Cricetidae
Gene: Arhgap44
Product: Rho GTPase activating protein 44
Exons: 21
Coding region: 324-2768 (814 amino acids)
Biological process (GO): regulation of actin cytoskeleton organization; signal transduction; negative regulation of Rac protein signal transduction
Cellular component (GO): intracellular anatomical structure; postsynaptic density; cytoplasm
Molecular function (GO): protein binding; GTPase activator activity
Source: RefSeq, a predicted model, not a curated record